CUGAGUCAGGCGGCUGGGAGAGCUGGGGCUGACUCGGCCAGGGGCGGAGCUUGCGCUUGCGCGGUGGGCAGCUUCGGGGCGGGGCAGGUUUAUAUUCGCGGAGGAUCAGCUGACGCUCUGCAUUGCAGACUGCGGAGUCAAGCGGCGCCAUGUACGCUCUCUUCUUCCUGGCCAGCCUCCUGGGCACGGCUCUAGCCAGCCCUGUCCUGGGCCUCAGAGAAUGCACCAGGGGCUCAGCAGUGUGGUGCCAGAACGUGAAGACGGCGGCCGACUGUGGGGCUGUGAAGCACUGCCUGCAGACCGUCUGGAACAAGCCGACAGUGAAAUCCCUUCCCUGUGACAUAUGCAAAGAUGUCAUCACUGCCGCGGGCGACAUGUUGAAAGACAAUGCCACUGAGGAAGAGAUCCUUGUGUACCUGGAGAAGACCUGUGACUGGCUUCCUAAGCCGGACCUGUCUUCCUCCUGCAAGGAGAUGGUGGACUCCUACCUCCCAGUCAUCCUGGACAUGAUUAAAGGACAGGUGAGCAAUCCCGGAGAGGUGUGCUCCUCUCUCAACCUCUGCGAGUCUCUUCAGAAGCACCUGGCGGAGCUGAACCACCAGAAACAGCUCGAGUCCAACAAGAUCCCGGAACUGGACAUGGCCGAGGUGGUGGCUCCCUUCAUGGCCAACAUCCCGCUCCUCCUCUACCCUCAGGAUGGCCCCCGCAGCGAGCCCCAGCCGAAGGCUAGUGGGGAUGUUUGCCAGGACUGCAUUCAGAUGGUGACCGACAUCCAGACCGCCGUAAGGACCAACGCCUCCUUUGUCGAGUCCCUGGUGGAGCAUGCCAAGGAGCAAUGUGACCGCUUGGGGCCUGGCAUGUCCGACAUGUGCAAGAACUAUAUCAACCAGUAUUCUGAAAUUGCUGUCCAAAUGAUGAUGCAUAUGCAGGACCAGCAACCUAAGGAGAUUUGUGGGCUGGUUGGGUUCUGUGACGAGGUGAAGGAGGUGCCCAUGCAACCCCUGGUCCCUGCCAAAGUGAUCUCGGAGGACAUUAUCCCUGCUUUGGAGCUGGUGGAGCCCAUUAAGAAGGACCUGGUCCAGGCGAAGUCUAGUGUUUACUGUGAGUUGUGCGAGUAUGUGGUGAAAGAGGUGGUCAAGCUGAUUGACAACAACAGGACCGAGGAAGAAAUAAUUCAUGCUUUUGAUACCAUAUGCUCGAAAUUGCCUGUAUCCUUGUCCGAUGAGUGCCAAGAGGUGGUGGACACUUACGGCAGGUCCAUCCUGUCCAUCCUCCUGCAGGAGGCGAGCCCUGAGCUGGUGUGCACCAUGCUCCACCUCUGCAACUCCCAGCAGCUGCCCGCACUGACUGUACAUGUGACUCGGCAGAAGGACGGUGGUUUCUGCGAGGUGUGCAAGAAGCUGGUUGGCUAUUUGGACCACAACCUAGAGAAAAACAGCACAAAACAGGAGAUCCUGGAUGCCCUUGAGAAAGGCUGCAGCUUCCUGCCUGACCCCUACCAGAAGCAGUGUGAUCAGUUUGUGAGCGAGUAUGAGCCCGUGCUGAUAGAGAUCCUGGUGGAGGUGAUGGAUCCGUCCUUCGUGUGCUCGAAAAUUGGAGCCUGCCCUGCAGCCCGUAAGCCUCUUUUGGGAACAGAGAAGUGUGUCUGGGGCCCGAGCUACUGGUGCCAGAACAUGGAGACAGCAACCCUGUGCAAUGCUAUCGAGCAUUGCAAACGUCACGUGUGGAACUAGAAAGAACGUUCCAUCUUGGAGGAACCACAGCAUCUUUUCCUACUUGUAUGUCUGGGGGGACGAACACAGCUCUAUUGACUUUGUUAUAAAACUCAGCCCCCCCCCUUUCCCUUCACUCCAUUUCUUACCUCCCUUACUAUAUAUAGCAUUGCUGUCAGUGUGGGAGGUGUCUAACCCACUGCUGACGUAGCUGCUUCAGUGUCCCUUUUCUUUCCGCUAGAUGGAUAAUGACGUACUGUGCCCUGGAGGUCUUUUAGCCUGCCCUUGCAUGGUGGUUAGCUGGAGGGGGAGGAGCCGAGCGGCUUGACAGAAGGCCGUGCAUCCCUCCUUUUGGCUGGGGCUUUGUUGUGAGCCCUGAUCAGGGCUGGGGCACUGGUGGGCUUCUGAGGCCUCUACCUACCCUAAAGAGGGCCCUCCCUGCCGCCUGCGCCUGUUGGCUGCUUUACAAAGAAGCAAAAGAAAGGCAGUUGUAUAGGCAAGAUUAGAGGCUCACAACAGUUAGGCUUUUUGAACAGUAGAGUUCACACUGUAAUAGAGAUUUUGGAAGCAGCUGCUCAGGAGAACAGGGUGGGAUCUGAGUUCGCUGUCCCUGGGUCAACCUUUGAUCCUGUUUUCCUGUGUCUUUCCUGUUGAUGCCUUAUUUGGUGUCCUGUGAGUUUGGGUGGAAGUGGAAAAACCUGCCUGAAUGCAACCUGCUAGCUCUCUGUGGAGGUCCCGUGGGCCUGGCUUUAGUAGUGAGCAUGUGGACAGUGGUGACCCCUCGUGCCUGCUCUGUGUCUGCUGAGGCAUGCUUUGUGCCUCUGCGCUGCUGCCCACCGUCGCCCUGGACAGUCACAGCCCCUCACUUCCGACUCAUUUCGUAGCUGUUCUUUGUUGCCCUUGAAAUGAAUGUGGAUGAUAAACGCCUAAGCCUCUGGCUUCUGAGUAGGGGGUGUGCUGUCUGAGGGCCUUGGCUGCUGCCCUGCCUCCUGUUUGGUCGAAUCUUCUGUCCCACUUCUGGUUGCCAGGAGACAGUAAAAUCUGCAGUCACUAUUAAAUGGACUUAACGAUUUUUUGUUUUGCACUAAAGUUUCUGUGAUUUAACAAUAAAGUCUGUCAACCAGA
Messenger RNA from Hipposideros armiger (great roundleaf bat), 2837 nucleotides. It is a transcript of the gene PSAP, whose product is annotated as prosaposin. Gene Ontology annotation, cellular component: lysosome. The transcript has 15 exons. The record is from RefSeq and is a predicted model, not a curated record. Bases 150 to 1733 code for a protein of 527 amino acids. Lineage: Eukaryota; Metazoa; Chordata; Mammalia; Chiroptera; Hipposideridae. Gene Ontology annotation, biological process: sphingolipid metabolic process.